Messenger RNA from Bactrocera oleae (olive fruit fly), 3304 nucleotides. RefSeq names its product Solute carrier family 45 member 1 (gene Slc45-1). Lineage: Eukaryota; Metazoa; Arthropoda; Insecta; Diptera; Tephritidae. The record is from RefSeq and is a predicted model, not a curated record. Gene Ontology annotation, cellular component: membrane. Gene Ontology annotation, molecular function: sucrose:proton symporter activity. Gene Ontology annotation, biological process: transmembrane transport.
GUAUGUGUUAUCAACCAACUAAAUUCGCCGCAAUAGAUUUGGGAGCGACUUCAAAUUAUAUAAUUGUAUGCUCAAAGCAACGACGCCUAUCUAGGCGACUAUCUCCCAGCGCUGAGCUCGAAAACAUCUCAGUGCGAGAACUGGCGAAAUGGCACGUAGAGCUGGCUGCAGAAAGAAAAGCAUAAAUCGGCCUACACGAUGAGCGAGUAGGCAGUCGUACAGAGUUUUUGCAGCCGUUCAGUAGUCAACGCAACAUAAAAUAUCCAAGCAACGACAGUAUUUUUGUGGAUCACUGAACCGAACAAGAAGAUCAUCAAACGCAAGUCAGCUGGUCCAGACAAACCAACUUAACCCACGAACAUUCAUACAUACAAAUUUGUCUACAUUAAUUUUGCGUAGUGUCUUCGGAUCAUAUAAUAUACAAGCGCAUACAUGCUUGUAUAUAAAUAUGUAUGUACGUAUAUACAAAUGAAUAUCUACUGAUAUGUGUUUUAUCCGAGUGAAAACGUAUUUGAUGUCGAGACGCCGUAAAAGUGUCUAUUAUUGUUAAAAGGAAAAUCUCUGCAAAUGAAAAAUCGCUAAGUUCGUAUAAAAAUUUAAUCGAAAAUUUUAGCGUUGAGUGAAAAACAUUCGCGGAACAUUAAUUAUUUGGUUUCAAGGGUCAUAUUCAUGCCUUGCAUACGUCAGCAGACAAAUAAUGCAAAUUUGCGAAAGGACAGCCACGAAAAAUAGUAAAAAAAAGGAAACAGCUAACAUUGUAUAAUCGUGUUAAAAAAUAAAAUAAAAUAACUGUGAAAAACCAUUCGUUUUAUUUGUUAAAUAUUGGCUCAAUUAAAAAUUUGUGAGAGUACAGUGUUUUUGUUUGCGAACCUUGUAUGGUCAGAGUUAUGAAAGUGCCACCAUAUACACUGCCACCCUAUCGAAAUAAAAGAAACCCGAAAUAUCCAUUCGACGCAUCUAAAAGUUGUCAUACAAAAUUCGAGAUUGUCGCACUGGCGAAGGAUGGCAACCUUAAGUCGAAAUUAAAAAAGUUACAAAUAUAUUUUAUGUUUAAUAAUUUAUGUAAACGGAAAUCCAUAGAUUUCGAACAGCACUUGAUAAAAAUAUUGACAAUAAAAACACAAAAUACUUCGUUGAUCAUUAUUGAACGAAGUUUCGUGAGUGUUGUGAAAUCGAUCAAAUUAAUUGUUGGUUGAAAAGUUCAAGUUUCAGUUGAGUUGAACGGGACAAGUGCAGUGAUAUUGGCGUAGAUAUUUGACAAAUUCUUAUUUACAGUGCUUCAAUAUUUUAUUAAGGUCGCAUUAUAAAAUCAACUCACAGACAAGACAAAUAAACUGCAGAAAUGGUUGGUAUUGCUGCCGGCUCCAGCGAGCACAGUAUGUCGUCGACGAAGAAUCCUAUGAUAAAGUAUAUGUUGAAAGCACGCGAGAAUCAUGCACGUAAUCAGAAAUAUGACUAUUCCCAUGUCUUUCGUCGAAAGACACGUUUCGAAAUGUUUCGGCUCUCCGUUAUUGCAAUGGCCAUUGAGUUCGCCUAUGCUGCAGAAACGUCAUUCGUUUCGCCGAUAUUGUUACAGAUAGGCAUUGACCACAAACUCAUGACUAUGGCUUGGGGUGUUUCCCCGAUAAUCGGUUUCUUUAUCUCACCGCUAUUAGGUUCGAUAAGUGAUCGUUGUACACUUAAUUGGGGGAGACGUCGACCGAUUAUAACUUUCCUGUCGGUGGGUAUAUUACUUGGUUUGAUAUUGGUACCAUGGGGAAACGAUCUUGGGAUAUUAUUGGGUGAUGUCGGUUAUAAUGUAACACCAACCAGCAAUUUGAGUGCUAUGAAUGAUGGAUUAGCGGCUGCUUUGAUAUCGAAUGAUGUGGACAGUGCAGCGGGCCCACUACCGUCUAAUUUCAAAUUUGCUGCAAUAUUGACUAUUUUGGGUAUGGUGUUGUUGGAUCUGGAUGCUGAUACGUGUCAAACACCAGCUCGUACGUACAUGCUGGACGUGUGUAUACCCGAGGAUCAAGCUCGUGGGCUCACCACUUUUUCACUGCUUGCGGGUUUCGGUGGUACAAUUGGCUACGCUAUUGGAGGUAUCGAUUGGGAGAAGACGAAAUUUGGUGCAGCACUCGGCGGUAAUAUUCCUACCGUUUUCGGAAUGGUAACCAUUAUAUUCAUAGUUUGUUACUUUGUCACCAUUACAACGUUUCGCGAAAUUCCGCUAAACCUGAUCGAGCGUGACGAAAUGUUGAGACCCCUUUCAGCGUCAGCUAUAAAGAAGGAAAUCAGUAAAAAGAAUAAUGCCGUCUACUACAUUAAAGAGACUGAUGUACUGGAGCUACAAAAUGCCACAGCGGAAAGGAAUUACAACACAAUGACUCCAAUGGAGAGCUAUCAGAAUGGUUUUUCACCGUCUAUGGCAAUUACAGAUAAAUCAAACGAGCCAUCUCAAUCAAAUAACACAAACAACAAGAGUACUAUAGCUAUUGAAUUGGAUGAAUGUGUGCAUACGCCUAUAACUUUGGCAAAGUAUCUGAAGAGUAUUUUUGUCAUGCCGAAAUCAAUGCGCAUACUCGCUUUAACGAAUCUGCUUUGCUGGAUGGGUCAUGUCACGUAUUGUUUAUACUUCACGGACUUUGUAGGCGAAGCUGUAUUCAAUGGUGAUCCAACCGCUUUACCCGGCACAGAAGCAGCUCAGUUAUAUGAGACUGGCGUUCGUUUUGGCUGCUGGGGCAUGUCUGUGUAUGCUCUAUCCUGCUCCAUCUACUCGAUUUCAGUUACAAAGCUAAGGAAGCUGUUAGGUACAAAGGUUGUCUAUAUUACUGGUAUUGUGUAUUAUGGCUUCGGCAUGUUGAUAUUGGCCAUUUGGCCAACCAAGUGGGGUGUAAUUGUAUUCAGUACUUCAGCCGGCAUAUUAUAUGGUACUAUUUCCACAAUCCCAUACAUUUUAGUGGCCAAUUAUCAUGCUAAAGAUUGUUUUCGCAUGCACAAUGGUGAGUCGGUUCCACUUAAACAAGCUCGCGGUUUAGGCACCGACGUGGCCAUCAUAAGCAGUAUGGUAUUCAUAGCGCAACUGGUAAUCUCGCUGUCUAUAGGUCCAUUGAUUUCCUGGAUGCAGACAACGUGUGCUAUAUUAUAUGCGUCUACGUUUUUAGCAUUUUUCGCCGCAAUAUCAGCCAUGUUUGUCUUAUACGUUUAAGAUUCAAUAGCAUUACUACAUAGAUUAGUUACCAAAAAUUACUCAUGUCCCAUAAAAUUAUUAGUUUAAAAUAUUUUCUUGUAAAUUUAUUCGAAUUAAAUCAAUUUUAAAUAUUAA